AUGUCGUCGUCCGAGAAGAUCCCUGUAAGAGAACGACGGCCUUCCGUGGGAGUCCCAAUCGUCGACAUCCAGGGCUCCGUCAGCCCCGCAGGUAUCUCGAGGCCUAAACACAAGCGCACGUUGACCGGUUUUGGUCCUGGUGAGAUCAAGCAUGUUGAAGCUUCCAUCCCUGAGCCCCAGCGCGAGGCCUGGCUCAAGAACCAAGCCAGCGCUUUCAAGGAUAAGGAAGGAUUCGAGCACGAGGUGGUCCGCCAUGUUGAGACGACGCUGGCGCGUAGCCUGUACAACUGCGAUGAAGUCGCCGCGUACUCGGCCACGGCUCUUGCGUUCCGCGAUCGCCUGAUCCUCGAGUGGAACCGGACCCAGCAACGCCAGACCUUUACCGACAGCAAACGCGUGUACUAUCUCAGUCUGGAGUUUCUGAUGGGCCGAGCCUUGGAUAAUGCAAUGCUCAACGUGAAGCAAAAGGACUUGGCGAGGGACGGUCUCGCCGACCUCGGAUUCCGUAUUGAGGAUGUAAUUCAACAAGAACACGAUGCCGCUCUGGGCAAUGGCGGUCUGGGACGUCUGGCAGCCUGCUUCCUCGACAGCUUAGCCAGCUUAAACUUCCCGGCCUGGGGUUACGGCUUACGGUACCGUUACGGUAUCUUCAAGCAGGAGAUCAUCGACGGGUACCAGGUCGAGGUGCCGGAUUACUGGCUUGACUUUAACCCUUGGGAGUUCCCCCGGCACGAUGUGACCGUGGAUAUUCAAUUUUAUGGCAGUGUCCAGAAGAAGACGGACGAGGCGGGCAAACCCGUCUUCCAUUGGGAUGCUGGCGAGACUGUCAAGGCCGUUGCCUAUGAUGUGCCCAUCCCUGGUUACGACACGCCGACCACCAACAACCUGAGGUUGUGGUCGAGCAAGGCGGCCAGUGGUGAAUUUGACUUCCAAAAAUUCAACAGCGGGGACUACGAGAGUUCCGUCGCGGACCAACAGCGCGCCGAGACCAUCAGUGCGGUGCUCUACCCCAACGACAACCUGGACCGCGGGAAAGAGCUGCGCUUGAAGCAGCAGUACUUCUGGGUUGCAGCCUCUCUGUACGACAUCGUCCGCCGCUUCAAGAAGACGAAACGUUCCUGGAAGGAAUUCCCCCAGCAGGUGGCUAUUCAGUUGAACGACACCCACCCUACCCUGGCUAUCGUCGAACUUCAACGCAUCCUGAUUGAUCUCGAGGGACUGGAGUGGAACGAGGCUUGGGACAUCGUUGUCAACACCUUUGGCUAUACUAACCACACUGUGCUCCCGGAGGCCCUUGAGAAGUGGUCUGUUCCGCUGAUUCAACACCUUCUCCCGCGCCACCUCCAGAUCAUUUACGACAUCAACCUCUACUUUCUGCAGAAGGUUGAGCGGGAGUUCCCUGACGAGCACGAGCUUUUACGUGAAGUCUCAAUCAUCGAAGAGUCUCAGCCCAAGAUGGUCCGUAUGGCGUACCUUGCCAUUGUCGGCUCCCACAAGGUGAAUGGCGUCGCAGAGCUGCACUCCGACCUCAUCAAGACCACCAUCUUCAAGGACUUUGUCCGCAUCUUUGGCCCGGACAAGUUCACCAACGUCACCAACGGCAUCACACCGCGCCGCUGGCUCCACCAGGCCAACCCACGCCUGUCAGAGCUCAUUGCCAGCAAGACGGGUGGCCACGAUUUUCUGAAGGACCUCAAGAAGCUCAACCAGCUCGAGCACUACGUUGAAGACAAGGAAUUCCGCAAGGAAUGGGCCGAGAUCAAGUACGCCAAUAAGGUACGCCUGGCCAAGCAUAUCAAGGCGAGCACCGGCGUGACCGUCAACCCGGCCUCGUUGUUCGAUGUCCAAGUCAAGCGCAUCCACGAGUACAAACGCCAACAGAUGAAUAUCUUUGGUGCCAUUCAUCGUUAUCUGACGCUCAAAGAUUUGUCCCCCGAGGAGCGCCAGAAGCAGCUCCCGCGCGUCUCCAUUUUCGGCGGCAAGGCCGCCCCUGGCUACUGGAUGGCUAAGCAAAUCAUUCACUUGAUCAACAGCGUUGGUUCGGUGGUUAACAACGAUAAGGACAUUGGUGACCUCCUGAAGGUGGUGUUCUUGGAGGAUUACAACGUCAGCAAGGCCGAAAUCAUCAUUCCAGCCUCUGACCUCAGCGAACACAUCUCUACCGCCGGUACUGAAGCCUCCGGUACUAGCAACAUGAAGUUCGUGCUUAACGGUGGUUUGAUUAUUGGAACCUGCGAUGGUGCCAACAUCGAAAUAACCCGUGAGAUUGGCGAGCCCAACAUCUUCCUGUUUGGCAACCUAGCCGAGGACGUGGAAGCCCUCCGGCAUGACCACCGCUAUGGCAAGAGCAAUCCUCUUGACCCCAAGCUCGUCCGCGUCUUCGAGGAAAUUGAAAAGGGAACUUUCGGCAACCCUCAAGACUUUGCCGGAAUGAUCUCGGCGGUGCGCGAGCACGGUGACUACUAUCUUGUUUCGGAUGACUUCUCGAGCUACAUCGAGGCGCAUGCUGAAGUCGACAAGGCUUACCGUGACCAAGAGGGAUGGAUUACCAAGUCCAUCACCAGCGUCGCCGGCAUGGGUUUCUUCAGCUCGGAUCGAUGCAUUCAUGAAUAUGCCGAAGAGAUCUGGAACGUCGAGCCGCUCAAGGCGGACCAGGCCGGUGAUGCCUAG
This is a messenger RNA of Dichotomopilus funicola, 2670 nucleotides long. RefSeq names its product glycosyl transferase. NCBI's taxonomy places the organism in Eukaryota, Fungi, Ascomycota, Sordariomycetes, Sordariales, Chaetomiaceae. The transcript is spliced from 6 exons. Gene Ontology annotation, molecular function: pyridoxal phosphate binding; glycogen phosphorylase activity. Gene Ontology annotation, biological process: glycogen catabolic process. Gene Ontology annotation, cellular component: cytoplasm. The record is from RefSeq and is a predicted model, not a curated record. Bases 1 to 2670 code for a protein of 889 amino acids.